CGCCGCCUCUUCGCGACGCCCGUCGCGUGACGCCCCCUCGCAUCGAACGCUAGACGUUUGAUACUAUCGCGGCGCACGAGUUAAAGAAGUGUAAAACGCUCGCACUCUCCUUGCUGCACGCAUAAGCAGUUUGGUCUCGCCGCUGAACCAACCCUCGCGACCACUUCGCAGAUUCAUCAUGCCGUCCGCGGCGCAACUUAAGAAGCAAGGCUACGCCGAACGCGUGCACAAGCUUUUGGAUAACUAUGAUACCGCGCUGUUAGUGCACGCCGAUAACGUCGGGUCGAAACAGUUCAUGGACAUUCGCGCGUCGAUUCGUCCGGAAUCCGUGGUGCUCAUGGGUAAGAACACGCUCAUGCGCAAGUGCAUCUCCAACUAUUGCGCCGCCAAGGGCGACGACACGUGGAUGAUCCUUUCGAACAAGCUCGUGGGUAACGUCGGUAUCAUCUUCACCAAGGGUGAUUUGUUGGAUGUUCGUAAGAAGAUUCAACAAUUCGUCGUGCCGGCGCCGGCGCGCGUCGGCGCCAUCGCGCCGGUCGAAGUCGUGGUGCCGGCGGGUCCGACUGGGAUGGAACCGUCACAAACGUCCUUCUUCCAAACGCUGAACAUCGCGACGAAGAUUAACAAGGGUACGAUUGAAAUCCUCAACGACAUCGUCGUGUUACAACCGGGCGACCGUGUUUCAUCUUCUGCCGCUGCAUUGCUCGGUAAGAUGAAGUUCACGCCGUUCACGUACGGUUUGAUCGUCAUGGAAGUCUACGACAAGGGCGCCAUGUACCCGUCCGCCGUCUUGGACAUCACCAACGAAACUCUCGAGAAGAAGUUUAUGUCCGGUGUCGCCCAAGUCGCGUCGCUUUCCUUGGCGUCUGGCUACCCGACCCUCGCGUCCGUGCCGCACUCCAUCGUCAACGCGUACAAGAACGUCCUCGCCAUCUCCAUUGGUACCGACUACACGUUCGAGUUGGCGCAAAAGGUCAAGGACUACCUCGCCAACCCGGGCGCUUUCGCGUCCGCGGCUCCGGCUGCGGGUGGCGAUGCUGCCGCCGGCGGUGCCGCCAAGGCUGCCGCCGUCGAGGAAGAGGAAGAAGAGGCCGAAAUGGACUUCGACUUGUUCGAUUAAUCUCGAGAAAAGAAUGGUGUUCCUUAGGAAAUGCUAGACAAUUU
Molecule: messenger RNA, 1164 nt
Organism: Ostreococcus lucimarinus CCE9901
Lineage: Eukaryota; Viridiplantae; Chlorophyta; Mamiellophyceae; Mamiellales; Bathycoccaceae
Gene: RPP0
Product: Cytosolic 80S ribosomal protein P0; Cytosolic 60S large ribosomal subunit protein P0
Exons: 2
Coding region: 179-1120 (313 amino acids)
Biological process (GO): ribosomal large subunit assembly; ribosome biogenesis; cytoplasmic translation
Cellular component (GO): cytosolic large ribosomal subunit
Molecular function (GO): structural constituent of ribosome; large ribosomal subunit rRNA binding
Source: RefSeq, a predicted model, not a curated record